UUCUCAGGCAAAAUUAAUUUCCCAAAAAGCAAAAGGAAUGCCACGGAUCUUGUUAGCCCUUCAUAAGCUCAUCAACAGUGCUGCUAGUGAGGAAAUGGCGAUUCUUUCACUUGAACUAUACAAUGGUUUCAAGGACACUGAGUGUUCACUUGCAGAAGAGAAAGGGAGCAAAUAUCACUUGCAAAAAGCUCUAGCUACUGAACAGGAGAAGAAUGCCGAUCUCCAGAAGCAAUUAAACAUGACAUUUUACUCAGGAAAGCACAAGUCACAGAAAAUAAAUGACAGAAAAGACCUAGGUUCUUCGUCUGCUAUAGUUUCAGCAGAGUCACCAGACAAGGAAGCUGCUUCUGACACAAACGCAAGAAAGGGAACUAACCGUGUUGUACCGGCAUACCGCAGGUCUAAAGUAAGAGGAGCUAUUUUAAAUGACACAGAAGAUGAUGCAUAGAAUUUCAAAGGAUCAUGGCAACAUGUCUUUGUAUCAUGUUCAUUACACAGUGUCACACGUUGAUAGUUCUAGAUAUCAACCGACGCUCAGUGGUUGGAGUACUGAGUCUUGCUGUGCGUUAGUGGAUUUUAUUUUUAAAUAGGAAAUGAAAAUAUCUCACAGGCAGCAUCUUCUGAUGUGAAUUUUAACUGCUAGUACAUCUUAUUGUGACAAUUUUUCUUGUCAUUUUUAAUCAUUUGUUAUUACUAGAAAUGAAAUUAGAACGAUCUGGACCAUCUGGAAUUGAUUUGUAUGAAAAAAUACAUUAGUAGCCUGCUUGAUUGCCAUUUUCAAAAUUAUAAAACUUGUCGUCUCUAGCUACUGUGGUUGUGGCUUCAUUGCUUAGCAACUGCCGGUACAAUGUUUUUGACUCAAAAUAAAUUCACCUUUCAAAUGGGAAGGUUUCAGGCCUGCUGACACUUGAGAUAUGAGCAUCUGGAUUUGCAGCAUUUCAUAUAUAAGCUCCUUGCUGUGCUUGAAUCAACUUUUGCAUGAUCAACUUUUGCAACUCUCCGAAUUUUUCCAGAACAGGCAGCCUCUCUGUCCUCUUGAUUUGUAUUUCUUCUCGCUGAAAGACAUUGACAAGGUAUCGAGUUAUUAUUAACUGAGCUGUACAAUUUUGGAGUUGAAAUAAGUACGAGAAGGUAUUAACUCUUUAAACAUUGAGGUUCUUUACGUUUUCAUCGAUAUUAUUUGCUUCCAUAGCCUAUUCAAACUAUGCCAAAAAGUGAUGACUCUACUGCUAAGAGCAAAGAUUGGGGAAAGCGUACCUGGUAAGAUUACUGAUAUUACUCUUUCUGAUGAUAUUUCUACUCUUCUGAUAAUCUGUUAUGGCUAAAUAUAUGAUCUUCCACCACUGUUUAUUUGCUUGUUUAUCAGGUCCUUCUCUUGAGUGCUUUCUCGUCUUGGCCUUCUUCUUCUUCCUCUUUGAACCGAGAGAUACAGGUAAGAACAUCUUUAGUAGGAACACUUCGCUCUCCAUGCUUUCGCUCCUGCAUAUUUGUUUAGUGUUGGCGCUUUUCGUUAUCAAGGGGGUUUUAUGCUUCACUUUCUCUUCAUCUGUUACCACAUCCUCCUUGUCUUGAUGCUCGACUAUAUCUUUGAGUGUCAGUUCAUAUGAAGAUUCAGGAAUGUCUUUGAGCAUCUCCAUGAGCUCCCUUUUUCCAUCAACGAUUGCCCUUAAACGGGAUGUUGGGGAGAGGCAGCUAUACUGGUGGUUCUCGGGAAGCAAAGUGGAGGUUUCCGGUCUUCUCCACAGUGGAGGAGAGGACGCUUCAACUUGAUCUUCUCCGCGCAUUUGGAAUUCAAACAACUCAUCCUCGCAGCAACGGUGACCAACCGAUAACCUCUCUUCCCAAAACUUGAAAUCGCUCGAUCUUCCCAUCAACUGCGUUUCGAUUUUGAUUUUGAUUUUGAUUUUGAUUUUCUUGAUGGAGAAUGAAGGGUGAAGGUUAUGAUAGGAGAGUAGAGGUAAAGAGUGGUUGGUGCAUUAAAUUAAACAUGAUUACAAGUCGAAUCUAUAUCUAUUUUGAUAAUAGAAAAGUUGCAAUUUUCUACAA
Molecule: messenger RNA, 2046 nt
Organism: Salvia hispanica
Lineage: Eukaryota; Viridiplantae; Streptophyta; Magnoliopsida; Lamiales; Lamiaceae
Source: RefSeq, a predicted model, not a curated record